AUGUCCCAACCAACAUUGCCAAUGGAAACCGAUGACGACGAGGCAACAACAAGCCGCCCCGCCACACAACAGCAAGGCCGACCAAGGUCGACAUCCCCGCAGCUCCAAUUUGGAACCGCGGUGAUGCCACAAGCCCUACUGCAACCACCACCGCCACCGAUCGCGAUACGAUCGAUGGCGGCCCCAGCGAUCGCAACCACAUCGACACCCACAGCACCAAUGGGUGCUGGGAAUGCAGCAGUGAUGCUGCCACCACUGCCGAUCCCGACAGUGGUGGAACGGUGGGUUUCCUUUGGGACCCACCAGUUCACGCUAUACCACACGGAGGUGUGCACCGUGUGCUACAGCUACCUCCAACACAUCGCGAUGGCACGCAACACGGCCCCCUACCAGGAAGCCCACACAGAUGUGCUCAAUGCCGAGCAGCACCUGUUCUGGGAGCACUUCCAGACCUACACGGCCUCGGAAGGGGGAGGAUGUGGUGAUGUUCCCACGCAGCAACGCAACAUGGAGCUGCAAGCACAACUCCAUCACGUCGAGUUCCCAACCUCGAUCGCCCCUGGACUAUCACGGGCGACCGAGCGGGGCUCCACGGAGACAACCAUCUCCACUGGAAUACCUACCUCCCCCGAGGGAGCGAAGGUAUUCCCCGCCAUCAAUGAACAGCAGCUUGUGCCAGUACUCACCGCCGUCGAACGGGAGCACAGCGAUACGCACCCUACGCCGCGGCAAGUAGGCCGAGCUCGGCCACACAGACACAUGCCUCCAGGGCCACCACCAAGGAGUGGUGCCCCUGGAUCGCUGACCAGUCCUACCUUGGGACCGCUGGCUGGCUACGUUCCGCGACCUCCAGUUGGUCCUGCCCCUGCCUCAGUAAAGUCGUGCGCGCAGCGAGCCUAUGAGCACCUCGACAAUGAUGAGUCGGAGUCGGAGCCGUCCACAACAGAUGGCGACAAUGAGCCCGAUGACGCCGAGGUCCAGCGGCUCAACAAGCAGCGCCAGAGGAACCACGGCCCGAUGAACUUGCCCAGGCAAGGAGCAUCGAGGAGCGACGACAAGGGGAAGACAGUGCCGCGGCCGUCAGACACCGAUAACGAUGUCUCGCUGGCCCCGCACAACUGGCCUGAUACGUUCCCCCUACCGGUCAACAUGCAGCCGUGGAAGGCGACCGAGUGGUACAACUUUGUACCCCGGUACGUCCACAACUCGCAGUGCAUCAUCGAUGCGGCCCACGGUGGUGAUGAUGGCAUGCGCACCCGGGUGACCGACCUCAUCUGGCAGAUGCAGCAAGAUGGACGCUUGACCGUGUCCCAUGGCAUGAUGAACCUGCUCAUGUCAUGCCGGAUGACCAACCCCACCAGCUCAUCGACAUUCGACAAGUGGGUGGCGUGGUACGCACAGAACCCGAGCCAGGUUCACUGGGCUGUCAGGCACUUGAACAAUAACUGCUCGGAGGCCCCACUACACCAGGACCUGGAGGCGAUGUGGCUUGCACGCCGCAUGGCCCCCAUCAUCCCACUCGGCGUACCUGCAAUGGCCCGCAAUGUGUUCAUUGAGCACACUGCGGAGCUGUUCUCAAUCCCCGGACUGUACGCGUGGAUCGUACAGGUUGGGCAUUACCCCAUGGCAAACAACAAUGAGCCGGCUCCGUUCCCUCACUCAUCCACCCAAAAUUCGUCCAUAUACGAUGUCGCACGAUGGUACGCUGCCUGCAAAUUCCAUCCCAUGCGGAUUGGAUUCCUCGAGGAGUUCCACCAUCGACACCGCAACUACAUCCUCGGAUGGGUCCUCGAAGAUGUGACCCCAUUCGAGGGACACUUCCUGGCGGACCUUCGUGACGGACGCCCUCAGCCGGUACCCCCGACCCACGAGUUGUUAUCACUCAUCGAUGAGGACAUGGCAAUGCAGCUGCCAGACCCCGAACCACCCACACUCGGCACUAGCAACGCCCCUGCUAGCAGCAGUCAGCUAGGUCCCAACCCCAGAGCAACCCCCGAGGCUAGUGACCCUAACCACGACAUGGGCGGCCACUAG
Sparassis crispa is the source of this 2034-nucleotide messenger RNA. RefSeq lists its product as hypothetical. The transcript has 4 exons. The coding region runs from base 1 to 2034 and encodes 677 amino acids. Lineage: Eukaryota; Fungi; Basidiomycota; Agaricomycetes; Polyporales; Sparassidaceae. The record is from RefSeq and is a predicted model, not a curated record.